ACUCCACGUUUUUAAUCUGCGUCCUGGUUGCUUACCUUAUUGAUUUUUGCAUUGAAAAAAUGGCUUGGUCUUUUCUCCUCCCACGCUUAAAUUGAUUGCCAAUUUCUGCUAUUUGUUUCAUCUUUUGUUAUACAUACUGGUUCUCCUUGAUUUGUUCGUCUUCCAAUAUGUUUUGUUCUGGUUGUGCUGGAAGCCGUACUGCCAUCGCUUGCCUGUUUCUUGCGGUUAUUUCUGCAGAAACUAGAUUUUGCUUCUCAUCUAAGGUUUAUGUAGUUUACAUGGGAAGCAAAACUAGCGAAGAUCCUGAUCAUAUUCUGAAGCAACACCAUCAAAUGCUCACUUCUGUUCACAGAGGGAGUGUUGAGGAGGCACAAGCUUCCCAUGUUUACAGCUACAGACACGGCUUCAGAGGCUUCGCAGCCAAGUUGACGGAUGAUCAAGCUUCCCAAAUUUCUGAUAUGCCCGGAGUAGUCUCUGUUUUCCCCAAUUCUAAGAGAAUUCUGCACACAACUCAUUCGUGGGAUUUUAUGGGACUUCCAGACGACGAAAACAUGAAGAUUUUUGGGCACUACACCAGAAACCAAGCAAAUGUAAUAGUUGGCUUCAUUGAUACGGGAAUUUGGCCAGAAUCCCCAAGUUUUAAAGACCUAGACAUGCCUCCAGUGCCAUCCAAGUGGAAGGGACAUUGUCAACCAGGAGAAGCUUUCAACGCUUCAUCUUGCAACAGGAAAGUGAUUGGAGCUAGAUACUAUGCAAGUGGAUUUGAAGCAGAGGAAGAUUUAGAGAACAAAUUUUCUUACAAAUCUCCCAGGGAUAGCUCUGGCCAUGGCAGUCACACUGCCUCAAUAGCCGUAGGACGCCACAUGGCAAACAUGAAUUACAAGGGAUUUGGAGCUGGAAAUGCUAGGGGAGGAGCACCAAAGGCUAGGAUUGCUGUGUACAAAACUUGCUGGGACUCAGGUUGCUAUGACGCAGACUUGUUAGCUGCCUUUGAUGAUGCCAUCCGAGAUGGGGUUCACAUUCUGUCUAUCUCUCUCGGUCCUGAAGCUCCCCAAGGAAACUAUUUCAGGGAUGCCAUAUCUGUGGGGUCAUUCCAUGCCGCUAGUCAUGGAGUGCUUGUGGUCGCAUCAGCUGGGAAUAGUGGAAAUCCUGGUUCUGCUACAAAUCUUGCACCAUGGAUGAUCACUGUUGCUGCUAGCUCAACAGACAGGGAUUUCACAUCCGAUAUUAGAUUAGGAAAUGGGGUUAACAUCAAGGGUGAGAGUCUAAGUCUCUUGGAAAUGAAAGCCAACACAAGGAUACUUCCCGCAUCUGAAGCCUUCGCAGGAUAUUUCACCCCUUAUCAAUCCAGUUAUUGUUUGGACAGUUCCCUCAAUGCGUCCAAGGCAAAAGGGACUGUUCUGGUGUGUCGCCAGGCAGACAGUUCAACAAAGUCAAAACUAGUGAAGAGUAAAGUGGUGAAAGAGGCCGGAGGAGUGGGAAUGAUACUUAUUGAUGAAUUAGAUCUAGAUGUUGCCAUCCCAUUUAUAAUUCCUUCAGCCAUCGUAAGAAGGGAAACGGGAGAAAGGAUUCUGUCUUAUGUUAAUAACACACGUAAGCCUACGUCAAGAAUUUUCAGAGCAAAGACACUGUUUGGAACUCAGCCUGCACCCCUUAUGGCGACAUUUUCUUCUAAAGGUCCCAGCUCUUUAACCCCAGCAAUUUUGAAGCCUGAUGUCACAGCUCCGGGAUUGAACAUCCUUGCAGCAUGGUCACCAGCUAAAAGAAGCAUAAUGUAUAACAUUCUCUCAGGAACCUCUAUGUCUUGUCCUCAUGUAACUGGAAUUGCAGCCUUAGUUAAAGCUGUUCAUCCUUCGUGGUCACCAUCUGCUAUCAAAUCAGCCAUCAUGACAACCGCUACAACUCUGGAUAAACAACACAAACCCAUCAGAGCAGAUGCUGGACGAAGAAAGGCUAAUUCAUUUGAUUAUGGAUCGGGAUUUGUGAACCCUGCAAGAGUUUUUGAUCCUGGCCUCAUCUAUGAUAUAAAGCCAGAAGACUACAUAGAGUUCCUUUGUUCACUGAAGUAUGGUGCCAAGUCACUCCGGCUUGUUACUAGAGACAACAGUACAUGUCAUAGCCAUAGAAGACGCAAAGCUGCCUCUGACCUCAACUAUCCAUCUAUUACAGUGCCCAACCUCAAAGACAACAUUUCAAUAUCUCGAACUGUGACUAAUGUUGGAGAGGCAAGAAGUAUAUAUAAGGCUGAAGUGUCUCCUCCUGCUGGAGUUAAAGUCACUGUUGUGCCAAACCAACUUAACUUCAGAAGAGUUGGGCAGAGCAUCAAGUUCACUGUCAAUUUUAAAGUGGUUUCUCCCUCAAAGGGCUAUUCAUUUGGCUUCUUGUCAUGGAAGAACAGAAGAUCACAGGUCACCAGUCCUCUGGUUGUCCGGGCUGCACGAGCGAUAACAAGUUAACAAUGCUUUGCUUAUAAAUAACAACAGUGCUUGUAAAUAUUUUGCAUUAGCUUAGAAUCUUUGUGGAUAGUGAUCCAUAUAGGCAUUAGAGCAAG
Neltuma alba is the source of this 2551-nucleotide messenger RNA. RefSeq names its product subtilisin-like protease SBT3.9. The record is from RefSeq and is a predicted model, not a curated record. Gene Ontology annotation, molecular function: serine-type endopeptidase activity. The transcript has 11 exons. Gene Ontology annotation, biological process: proteolysis. NCBI's taxonomy places the organism in Eukaryota, Viridiplantae, Streptophyta, Magnoliopsida, Fabales, Fabaceae. The coding region runs from base 168 to 2456 and encodes 762 amino acids.